Molecule: messenger RNA, 951 nt
Organism: Engraulis encrasicolus (European anchovy)
Lineage: Eukaryota; Metazoa; Chordata; Actinopteri; Clupeiformes; Engraulidae
Gene: tbata
Product: thymus, brain and testes associated
Exons: 6
Coding region: 1-951 (316 amino acids)
Source: RefSeq, a predicted model, not a curated record
AUGUCUGUCGCAAAAAAUGACGAACAGAAAAACAUCAGGAAAGCUAACAGUCUGCACGACUGUAGUCUUCGAUACACCCGUGCUGACUCGCGCACUAACACGCCUGGCAGGAGCAGCGCGCGAUUCGGCGCGCUCAGCCACCACUCGUUCUUCUCCCGCCACAAUCCCCAUCCCCAGCGGGUCACACACAUGAAGGGCCUGAACGGUGACCCGGUGUGCAUGGUGAAUGACGACUGGUACGUCAGCAGCCCCCUGUGGCCCCACCCGCUGAUCAGCAGCCAGGUGGCAGCCAGCAGGUCCUACCACCCCCCGCCGGGCACCCUGUCACCAUCACACCCCCUGGCCCCCCUCCUCCACGGACCCAAGGCUACUGCUGGAGGAGCAGCCCUGCUGUCGGACGCCUGGAAAGAGGAGCUCAAGGACAUUGCAGCCAAAGUCAGCAUGUCCAACGAAUCCAAGAAGGAGAAGAGAGAAGUAGGUCCAGGCCAGACAGCGGCGUCAUAUCACGGUCGCCGUACCCAGUACUCAGCCCAGACGGGUCGCAUCGUGCCCCCUCCGACCCGCUCCCUGGGCCGUUUCGGGACCCAGGCCUCCCUGCGUAGGAGAGGCCCCCAAUGCCAGGCAACGACCCUGCAGCCCCUUCACGACCAGGAACUCAUGGUGCUGGAGCUCCUCUGUCAGAUCUUACAGACCGACUCUCUUCACAUGCUGCAGCAGUGGCUUCUAUUUGCCGGGCAGAAAGAGAAAGACCAGGUGAUGGGUCUCUUGCAACAGGCGAUGGCUGGGUCUUCACUGUCCGAGCAGCCUGACCACAUGACCAUAGGAGGCCAGGUGGGAUACAGCAGGGCAGGAUCGGGGUCUCCGGGUUCAGUGGAGUCGGCUUUAUCACUCCCACCCCGAUGCAUGCUGCUUGAUCGCCAGCCUUCUCAACAGCGCACAAGGCCACGGUAA